CCUCCCCUCCCGGCCAUUUCUUACUUAUGGUGAGGCGGGCGUACCGAUUUGUUCCCGAGCAUGUUUAGCUCGCGUGUAUUGGUUUGAUUCCUCGGCGUAUGUGUUGCUGCUGACUUGUUGGUCGUUGGGCUUUGACAAGUAUGGGCAUUCUGGCUGAAUUGAGCAGCUGAUGUGUUUUAUAUCUGUACUGAAUUUUGGCUGGGAUGUUUUGCUGCUCGAAUCGGACGCUGUCUAGAUCGGGAUGCAAAAGAAGGUCUGAAGCAUAAUUUGUGGGAACUUGGGUGGUUCUACUUAAGUGGACUGCCCUUUGCUUUGCUGCUGCGUAGUGCCAAUCUGAGCUGUGUUGCACGAGGUUUUUGUGUGCCGUUGCCCAGUUGUGCUAUGUAUCCACUGUUAUAUUCGCCAGCAUGCUUCCUCAAUUGCAGGUGAGCUGUUUAGGGUGUUGGGUGUACUUUGUUCAUUUGAACAAAAGAUAUGAUCACUUUAUUCAACCUUGGUUUGUAAUUGGAAAUAAUCUACUGAAAAUUGUACUGCCUCAGAAGGUGGAAAAUUGAAUCUGUACUGAAUUUUGGCUGGGAUGUUUUGCUGCUUGAAUCGGACGCUGUCUAGAUCGGGAUGCAAAAGAAGGUCUGAAGCAUAAUUUGUGGGAACUUGGGUGGUUCUACUUAAGUGGACUGCCCUUUGCUUUGCUGCUGCGUAGUGCCAAUCUGAGCUGUGUUGCACGAGGUUUUUGUGUGCCGUUGCCCAGGUGUGCUAUGUAUCCACUGUUAUAUUCGCCAGCAUGCUUCCUCAAUUGCAGGGCUUUCCUUAUAGCAUUUGUUACAAAGCUGGAUUCCAGAUUAAUAAUUACCGUAUGAGGACCUUGAAGGUUAAAGCAAAAACGGAAUCUGGUGAUGGCUACACACGGCUUGCUCCACUUCAAUUUGAAUCUCCAAGCGGUCAACUUCUAGUCCAAAUACUACAAUCACACCCUCACCUGCUUCCUGCAACAGUUGGUCAGCAACUUGAAAAUCUGCAAUCGGAGAAAGAUGAGCAAAACGAAGAAGCCUCAAAAGCUCCCCAGGACCUCCUCUACAAGAGAAUUGCAGAAGUCAAAGAGAAGGAAAGGCGAAAUGCCUUAGAAGAGAUCAUCUACUGUUUCAUUAUCUAUAAGUUCAUGGAGAAUGACAUGUCUAUGACACCUGCAUUAUCACCAGGGGGUGGCCCUAUACGCGACAUAUCCUCACUUCCUAACCAAGAGGACAAACUGCAAAGCAUACACUCCCCAGACGCUUUUGAGAUGAUACAAAAUCAUCUGAAUCUUAUCAUGGGAGAAAAGAUGUCAGCACCACUAGACACUGUUGUUGAAAUCAGCAACUUAAAUCUCGGAAAGCUGUAUGCAGCAUCCAUCAUGUAUGGUUACUUCCUUAAAAGGGUGGAUGAGCGAUUCCAACUCGAGAAAACUGUGAAGACUCUCCCCCCGAACCCCAAGCAGCAGAUAGUAUUUGAAAACCUGCAACCUAAUCCAUUCUGGGAUAUGGAGUCCUUGGUUCAGAUUUCACCUGAUGGGGAGGAGAUCAGUUUGGACGAUAAAGAAUCAAAUCCAAACAAGUUGAGGUCUUAUGUUUCGCAAUUGGAUGCUGAUACAUUGCAAAGAUAUGCUACUAUUAGAUCAAACGAAGCUGUGUCACUGAUCGAGAAGCAAACACAGGCUUUGUUUGGACGGCCAGACAUUAAGGUAUUGGACGAUGGUUCUGUUAAUGCAAAGGAUGGUAAAAUGAUAACAAUUACGUUUACAGAGUUCACUCAUCUUGUUUUGGAGGCAGCUGCUUUUGGAUCCUUUCUGUGGGUAGCUGAGAGUUAUGUAGAAUCGAAAUAUCAUUUUGUUAACAGUUGAUUGAGCAUUUUGUAAUUUUUGAAAUGUUUUGUGUACAUGUGAUAAGGUAGGAUCCACCUGUGUUAUGCUUUUCAGUGCA
Molecule: messenger RNA, 1955 nt
Organism: Phragmites australis (common reed)
Lineage: Eukaryota; Viridiplantae; Streptophyta; Magnoliopsida; Poales; Poaceae
Product: UV-B-induced protein At3g17800, chloroplastic-like
Exons: 3
Coding region: 782-1876 (364 amino acids)
Source: RefSeq, a predicted model, not a curated record